GUGGAUCAUUAGGGACAGAUUUGCUCAAAUCUAGUCUAUUUUCUUUACUGAGCACCCGUACCUAGCUUGUCAAUUUGUAAUCCAGCGUCAAGAUUCCACCUCCACGAGCAUCGUGCUUGGAUAAGGAAAACACAAAGCAUUCAUUGCAUUGUGAGUGUAUAGAGGACAUCUUUAUUUAGCAUGGUUAAACGCUUCUCUAAAGUUGUCUUAGAAGAUGGGGAAAAAGGAGAAGGAGAAAGAAGACUCCGAGUGGAUUGUUCAGGUUGAAUCAAGUUUAGAGGAAGAAACCAGACCAGACAAAUCCCACCAGGGUUUCAUUCAUACCGUUCCAAAAUGUCUCGUGUGCAAUAAGACUCGACUCUUCUAUCAUCCUCAAGUCAUCUCCUUCGGGCCUUACCAUUUCCGAAAAGAAGAUGUACCUAAUGAUGACAUGGAACUUCUUAAGUCAGAAGUGGCAAGGAAAAUGCACCUUAAAAUCAUCUGGAAAGGUGGCUUAAAAUCGGUGAUGGAAAAGUUCAGGGAGAAAAUUGUCCAGGAUAGAAUAAAGCAAAGCUAUGCUAAUGAAUUUAAGCUUAGCAGUGAGGUGUGUGCGUGGAUGAUGGUGAGGGAUGCCUGUUUUCUUCUAGAAGUCCUCCACAGGUUUGGAAAAGGUGAAGAUCCAGGGGAAACAGUGCCGGUUUUCAUGGACAGUAUUCUAAGCAGGGAACGACAUCAUCCUCUGUUGACAGAAAUUGUGAAAGAUAUGCUCAAGAUGGAAAAUCAGCUACCAUUCUGGGUUUUGAAGAAAAUCAGGUUCGAAAUUUUGGGGUCAAAUGAUGAUAUCUGGUUUGAGUCGGCACUAAAAUUUUUAUCCCCCAUCAAAGUAGCAGAAGGCAGGAAUCGGGAAUAUCACAAAGAAUCUCAUAUCUUGCAAUUGCUUCAUGACUACAUUGUUGACACUGACAGGCAAGUCCCCGCCUCCUCCAAUCUCCAGUCAGUUGGCUGUGGGAUUAAAGAAUUGAACUUUCACAAAAUUAUGCCCAGAAGCAUUCGUAGAAAAUGGCUAUUUGCACUGAUUUUCUUUCCAGUUUUUGUUGUCUUGUCCAUAUUGGGGAUCAUAUUUGUCAUUUUGCACUAUAUUAAGAACCACAUCUUUGACAUUUUGUACUCUAUUGUGAACUGCUUAUCCCAUAGAGAAGAGGAGACAGAAAAACAUGUUCCAUCUAUAGUGGAUCUAAGAAGGGGAGGAAUGAAAUUCAAGAAACUGGAGGGUGGAAUUAGUCAAAUUAAGUUCAACAAGAAUAAUUCCACGCUGUAUUUGCCUGAGUUCAAAGUAGAUGACAGAUCAGAAGUGAUACUGAGAAACCUGAUUGCCCUGGAAAUCUGCUCGCAAGAAAAGCAGAAACCCAUUACAAGGUAUGCCAUUCUAAUGAACGACCUGGUUGACAGAAGUCGGGACGUGGAAAUCUUGAGACUUGAGGACAUCAUCACCGGCAAGCUUGGAACUGACGAUGAGAUCAGUAAGCUUUGGAAUUCUAUGGUGUCGCCCACAGAAAUGCCCAGACAACGAACUAUGGGAAUGAUGCAUAGUAGAAGGGAAGGGCGGAAGGAUACCCAAAGCAUCCCUUAAGGCAGGAAUCAAACUGUUUUUCUGUAGCGAGUUACUUUGCGUACCUUUGAGGAAAUGAUCGAAACACCAUUUUGUUGGUCAUAAUUGAUUAGAAGAAAAUUUGAAUUAUAUUUUUUAGUUUGUCUAUACGUUAGUAAAUUGCAUUUUUGAAGGCCUUCUGGUUAUUUUUAGGCCUAGCAAGUUGCCAACUCUUGGAGACCUUUCCAACGAGUUAAACAACUUGUAAUUUUGAGUCCCCACAGAAAGUUAUCCCUAGUUGAAGUUAGGAUAAAAUUUCAUAUAGUUUUUUUGAAAAUUUUGUAGUUUUUAGAUUUUAUUAUGUAAUAAACAAAUGUGACUGUUGGACUUGGAUUCUCAAGAGGAUUUUGUGACCCUUGGAAUCUCAUGAGCUUCUAUAUGUUGGAUUUUCGAAUGGAAUAGAUUACUUUUUGGCUUGCUUCAAUUCUAUGCUUUCUGGUUCUUGUUAACAAAAUUUACAAUACCGCAGGUUCUCACUCAGAUAUUGUCAUCCGAAUUCAUAAUUCGGAUCAAUAAUACCCUAUUACCAUAAUUUUAUUUGAAUUGAAUGUGUAAUAUUUUGCCCUGUAAUUAAAUUAUACUCUGAAUAGGUGAAUGAUUAGAGAGUUUGGGUCUCAUUUUAGGAAUGUGAUACACAGUGUUUGCUAGUCUGGGCUUUCCCCUUUUUUCAUGCAUGGUAGUUCGUUGGCUAUUCUUGUAAUCUAUCACGUUCUUCACAAGACUUCUACAUGUCUGCUAGACUUCCCUAGCAUCAACCAUCUGGGAGUUAAACUAAAUUGACUUCAGAUGUAGUAAACUUAGUAUGUUUUGGGAGAAGUCUGUAAAAAUGAGACUGCAAUGCCUUCAGACAAUCCUUGUGUCCUCGUUUUGUAUGCCCAAGCUUCAUUGUGGCAUAAACCAAGAGAUUUCCUGUGCAUAUCUUGAGAUUGCUUAUGGAUGUUGUUGGAAAUAUCCAAUUGUUUUGUGCAGAUUCAACUAUCUUUGCAAUAACUUCACAUCUUCUUCUUAACUUCGCAUCUUCUUCUUA
This is a messenger RNA of Cryptomeria japonica (Japanese cedar), 2654 nucleotides long. Its product is annotated as putative UPF0481 protein At3g02645. The record is from RefSeq and is a predicted model, not a curated record. Lineage: Eukaryota; Viridiplantae; Streptophyta; Pinopsida; Cupressales; Cupressaceae. Bases 215 to 1609 code for a protein of 464 amino acids. The transcript is spliced from 2 exons.